Molecule: messenger RNA, 2424 nt
Organism: Acanthocheilonema viteae
Lineage: Eukaryota; Metazoa; Nematoda; Chromadorea; Rhabditida; Onchocercidae
Source: the annotation of a GenBank genome assembly
AUGGGGAGGGUUUCGUCAUCAUUGGUCAGUGUAGUGGUCAGUGGGCGCGCAGAGCGGUGGGGCGGCGGAAGUUGGCUUCAGUGGUGCUUGGCUCCUUCAACGGUGAGUGGGACUUCGUCGUCGCCUGCGAUAAAACCGUGCAUUCUGUUCGGUGACGACAAAAAAUUACGGGAACGGAAAAAACACAAAUUGAACACAUUAGAAAAAAUCUUUGGUGUAAGGCCCGGUCCGUACACUUCAUACCAGAAAUGUUUAACAUUUUUGCCCGCCAAGAACGAUGAAAAUCCUGAUCGAAAUGAGCUUAAAAGUCCAUAUCGUAAAGUUUUAAUCACAUCUAUCGAUGAUUUGAUGCAAAAGGAGCAGGGUUUCCAUGAAGAAAUGAUCAGCAAACUUCUAAGCAGACCUUUCAAAAUGCCCAUUCCUGAUUACAGAAGUCCUGGUAGUUCUCGUCCUCUUGGCCUCCGUCAUUCGACGGUUCGCUGUGCAUUGUUUGACCCAUAUACUGAAGGAGCAUUGGUGCUAUUCACACCACCGGAACUUAGUGCACAUGAUACACUCAAACUUGAUACUACUAACAAACAGGUGAAUAUCGCUUCACUUGUACAUGUUGUGGUGGAUCCAAUUCUGAGCGCUGUUCUGCGACCUCAUCAACGGGAAGGUGUGAAAUUUAUGUAUGAUUGCGUCACCGGUGUUCGCAUACCUUCCGCAUAUGGUUGUAUCAUGGCUGAUGAAAUGGGUUUGGGCAAAACACUGCAAUGUAUCACGCUAAUGUGGACAUUACUUAGGCAAGGACCAGAUGGAAAGCCGACAUUGAAUAAGGCAGUGAUUGUCUGUCCGAGCAGUCUUGUUAAGAACUGGGAUAAAGAAAUUAGAAAGUGGCUCGGCGGACGAGUAAACGCAUUACCCGUGGAUUCAGGAGGGAAAGAUGAAAUUGACAGGAAUUUAGGAAAGUUCAUAUCUCAGAUAGGUGUACGUUGCCCUACACCUGUGCUCAUUAUCUCCUAUGAAACUUUUCGGCUUCAUGCUUCCAUUCUGUUGCAGAAGGAAGUUGGAUUAAUCAUUUGCGAUGAGGGUCAUCGUUUAAAAAAUAGUGACAAUCAAACAUAUCAAGCGCUUUUCGGUUUAAAAUGUGAGCGACGAGUACUUAUUUCUGGCACUCCAAUACAAAAUGAUCUUUUGGAAUAUUACAGUCUUAUAAAUUUUGUAAAUCCUGGCAUACUUGGAACAGCCUUAGAAUUUAAACGACGUUUCGAAAAUAUUAUUCUCCGAGGCCGAGAUGCUGAUGCGACAGAUGCACAGCGUGAAAGAGGUGAUGCUGCACUCCUGGAGAUGUCAGCCAUUGUCAAAUAUGAACUUAUUAUUUGUUGUAAGUUAACGGAACUGCAAGAGAAAUUAUAUAAACAACUUAUUAGUGCAUUUUCAAUCAGUGGAAAGGAGAAAGUAACUGAAAGUGAUAAAAUAACGGGAACGGCGCUCUCAUUCAUUACAAAUUUGAAGAAACUAUGUAAUCAUCCACAGCUGAUACUUAAUAAAUGCCAGAAGAAAGAGGAAGGAUUUGAAGGUUGUUUAAAAUUGUUUCCUGGAGAAUUUGGUCGGAAGUUUGAGCCAGCAUUUUCUGGAAAAAUGAAAGUUCUAGACUAUUUGUUAGCAGCAACAAGAGCAGCUACAAAUGACAAAUUUGUUCUGGUGUCUAAUUAUACACAAACGAUUGAUGCAUUUGUUGAAUUGUGUCAACUUCGUCGCUAUCCGUAUAUUCGUUUGGAUGGGACUUGUACAAUUAAACAGCGAGCGAAAUUAGUGGAGAAAUUCAACGAUCCCGAGAGUGCCGAGUAUGUAUUUCUGCUGUCAUCAAAAGCGGGCGGCUGUGGUUUAAAUUUGAUUGGUGCAAAUCGACUUAUAAUGUUUGAUCCGGAUUGGAAUCCAGCAAAUGAUGAUCAGGCGAUGGCUCGAGUGUGGAGAGAUGGCCAGAAGAAAAAUUGUUUUAUUUAUCGACUAUUAGCGACUGGUAGCAUCGAGGAAAAGAUGUUUCAACGACAAGCGCAUAAGAAAGCACUCUCGUCUUGUGUUGUUGAUGAAAUUUCGGAUGUAGCACGGCACUUCAGCAAGGAUCAACUGCGUCAUUUGUUUGAUUUGAAAACAGACAUUGCAUCAGACACGCAUCAAUCAUUAAAAUGUGAUCGAUGCGUAAAUGGUAUCGAAUACAGAGAACCUCAGGAGCACGCUGAUACGAACUCUGAUCUCAGUGAGUGGUAUCAUGUUCAAAAAGACGUACGUAAAGUGCCGGACAAAAUACUGAAAAGGGUCUUUGAUUGUGGAGCUAUUACAUUUGUUUUUCAUCAGAAAUCUCACGAUGUAAGAAGCGAAACAUUAAAAGAGGACGAAAUUAAAGAGGAUGAUUUGUUGAAUGGAGAGGGAGAGAACUGA